Alosa sapidissima (American shad) is the source of this 1646-nucleotide messenger RNA. RefSeq names its product ADP-ribosylation factor-like 5C (gene arl5c). The record is from RefSeq and is a predicted model, not a curated record. The coding region runs from base 347 to 886 and encodes 179 amino acids. The transcript is spliced from 6 exons. Gene Ontology annotation, biological process: protein localization to Golgi membrane; vesicle-mediated transport; intracellular protein transport. Gene Ontology annotation, molecular function: GTPase activity; GTP binding. Gene Ontology annotation, cellular component: trans-Golgi network; cytoplasm. NCBI's taxonomy places the organism in Eukaryota, Metazoa, Chordata, Actinopteri, Clupeiformes, Clupeidae.
AUCUUUUAGUGGAAAGAGAAAGGCAGGCAUCACAUUUUGAUCAAGUGAUUGCUGGUUUUAGUCAGAGUGAAGUGACUUUACUGUGUUGCUGCUGAAUACCGAACUUGUUAAUUGUUUUACACGACUCUAUUAAAGCGAAUUCGGCGCAUUCAUCCUUUUACUAGUACUGACAUCGUCGCGUAACUGAACGUAGGAUAACGUACAGCAUAGCUAGUGGCAACGUUACCCCAGUUAGCGGCUCACGCCAUUCUCCUUAAGUGAGCAUUUAAAUCUGCUUAUCUGCGCUUCUAGUAGCUGUGUUAGGGUGAGGUAAACGAUUGUAAGGACGUCCUAUUAACAGGAGAAAAUGGGACUGUUUUUCACCAAGUUGAUGACCGUGUUUGGGGAUAGAGAGCAUAAGGUGAUCAUAGUGGGCUUGGAUAACGCUGGAAAGACUACAAUCCUUUAUCAAUUUUUGACAAAGGAAGCGGUUCAGACAACUCCCACCAUUGGCAGCAACGUUGAGGAAAUAGCUGUGCGGAAAACACGGUUCCUUGUCUGGGACAUCGGUGGACAGGAGAGCUUGAGGGCCAGCUGGAGCUCCUACUACUGCAACACAGAGAUCGUGAUUUUGGUAGUUGACAGCACCGACCGUGAGCGUCUCACUCUAACCAAAGAGGAGUUACAUCGAAUGCUUGCGCACGAGGAGCUGCAGAAUGCGUCAGUACUGGUUUUGGCCAACAAGCAGGACAUAAAAAACUCCAUGUCAGCAGCAGAGAUCUCCCAGUGCCUCACGCUCAGUUCAAUCACCACUCAUUCUUGGCACGUUCAGGCCUGCUGUGCACUCACUGGAGAAGGGCUCCUACAGAGUUUGGACUGGAUGAGGUCUCGAGUUCUGGCCAGUUAGGCCUCAGGACCAUAGCCGUUCACAUCCUCACACCAUUAAGACAUUGCCAGCCAUCAGCGUAUCUCCCUCUGGCUCAGUGAGCUUUAAGAAACUGGACCAUGCCUACCUAUGAGCUUUCUUGGGGCAAAAGAGAGGAAUAGUGUGUUUGUUUGUGUGUGUGUUUGUGUGUGUAAGUGUGUGUAAACGAGAGAGAGAGAAACAGAGACUGUGACUUUGUUUACAUAUUGGUAGUUGUGUGUGUGUGUGUGUGUGUAUGUGCAUGCAAACGUGCGUUCGAUUCUGAAUGAGUGUGUCUGCGUGUAUGUGUGAGACACCGUUCUAGUGGUCCACAUUGUUUACAUAACAAACUGGAUCUUUUUGAUCCCCAUGGAAAUGAUGAGCAGUCAGGACUUGUGAUGUCACUGCCCUACAGUCAUAUUGAUUGAAGAGUGCCAUUGGGUCAGUUUGCAGGGCCCAGCGGAUUGGUCUGUCCAAGGACACUAAUAACAUCACAGCUGGAAAGGCCAUUGAUGGGAAAUCUGCGGAUCUGCCACUGGUGCUGCAAUUAAGCUAUCAAUGAACCAUUUUACUUGAAGUAUUUAUAGGGAGCUAAUUUGCAUCAUAUGAAUGGGUAUUUGAUCAUUGUAUGCUGGCAAAAGUAGACUUUGUUUUUACGGUUAGUUGCUCAUGUUUUUUUUUUUUUUUUGAAAAGGAAGUAUUAUAUUUUGUGCAAAGAAAAAACAUUUUUGUACAAAUAAAUGUUAUCAGUGCUGAGACUGUU